This is a messenger RNA of Cylindrotheca closterium, 621 nucleotides long. The record is from the annotation of a GenBank genome assembly. NCBI's taxonomy places the organism in Eukaryota, Bacillariophyta, Bacillariophyceae, Bacillariales, Bacillariaceae.
AUGAAGGUCACUCGGCAGGAUAUGCGGUGGACAAAUGAGCCAGAAAAGUGGAAACAAAAGGGGGACGACAUCAAGUGCACUUGUCCUAUGGAAGUGGAUUACUGGCGUCACACCAUGCACAACUUUGUCAAGGACGAUGCUCCCUUUUACUGGAUGUAUGUCGAUUACGAUUUUGAAGUUCGUUUGAGUGUCAAGGCUAAGCUCGAGUAUCUGUACGAUCAGGCCGGAUUGAUGAUUCGAUUGAACGAAGAGAAUUGGGUCAAACUGGGCAUUUGCCACUAUCGGGAUUACCCUCACGUGAGCUGUUGCUUCACUCGCGGCAAAUCCGACUGGUCCAUGCAGAUCUUGCCCAAGAAAAAGAUUAAAUGGAUUCACCUUUGGGCUAAGCGCAAGGGGAAUUUGAUUGAAUGCUAUUAUUCCUUGGAUAAUGAAAAUUGGCUUCGAGUUCGUCAAGGAUACUUUUCAGAUGCCCCUCGACUUCGAGUUGGAAUGAUGUGCGCUGCCCCAGAGACUGCUGGAUUUGACGUGACAUUCAGUAACUUUUUGAUCAAGGGCGAUGUUGAUGAUAGUGAUGAAGAAGGAGAGGAAGAGGAAGGUAGCAGUGAAGAAGACGAAGAGUAA